AUGAACCAAACCAGACCAACCCCCACCCCAUGGCAGUGGCUGGGAGGAUUCCUCCUGGCCGCUGAGACCACAUUCUUGACGUCCAAGAGAGGAAACCCUCUCGGUGUCGAGAGUGUUCAUACUCAACGGCCAAGAGGAGAAACCCUCUUGGUGUCGAGAGUGUUCGUACUCGACACCGAGAGGGUUUCUCUUCUUGGCCGUCAAGGUGUACACUCUCAAUGGCCGGGAGGGUUUCUCCUCUCAGCUGUUGAGAGUGUACACCUCGACGGCCGAGAGGAGAAACCCUCUCGGCGUCGAGAGUGUUCAUACUCGACGGCCGAGAGGAGAAACCCUCUUGGUGUCGAGAGUGUUCACACUCAACGCCGAGAGGAGAAACCCUCUUGGUGUCGAGAGUGUUCACACUCAACGCCGAGAGGAGAAAACCUCUUGGCGUUGAGAGUGUUCAUACUCAAUGCCGAGAGGGUUUCUCCUCUUGGCCGUCGAGGUGUACACUCUCAACGGCCGGGAGGGUUUCUCCUCUCAGCUGUUGAGAGUGUACACCUCGACGGCCGAGAGGAGAAACCCUCUCGGCGUCAAAAGUGUUCAUAUCCUCAACAGCCGAGAGGGUUCCUCCUCUCAGCCAUUGAGAGGGUAUACUCUCAACAGCAAAGGGAAACCCUCUCGGCGUUGAGAGUGUACAUACCCUCAACGGCCGAGAGGGUUUCCCCUCUUGGCCGUCGAGAAUGUGGUCUCAGCGGCCAGGAAGAAUCCUCCCAGCCGCUGCCGUGGGGUGGGGGUUGGUCUGGUUUGGUUCAUCGACCCCCAAACCCUGGUCGGUUUGGGAGGAUCAACUCCCAAACCAACCGGGGGUUUUCAUUUAUUCUUAUUUAA
Molecule: messenger RNA, 870 nt
Organism: Puccinia graminis f. sp. tritici CRL 75-36-700-3
Lineage: Eukaryota; Fungi; Basidiomycota; Pucciniomycetes; Pucciniales; Pucciniaceae
Exons: 1
Coding region: 1-870 (289 amino acids)
Source: RefSeq, a predicted model, not a curated record